AUGGUUUCCGCUAUUUUAUCCAAGAAAAGAAAGUUAGUCGCUGACGGUGUCUUCUUCGCCGAAUUGAACGAAUUCUUCACCAGAGAAUUGGCCGAACAAGGUUACGCCGGUGUCGAAGUCAGAAAGACCCCAACCAAGUUGGAAGUCAUCGUUAAGGCUUCUAACACCCAAGGUGUUUUGGGUGAACAAGGUAGAAGAAUCCACGAAUUGACCUCUUUGAUCGUCAAGAGAUUCAAGCUCUCCCCAGAAGGUAUUGUUAUCUACGCUGAAAGAGUUGAAGAAAGAGGUUUGUCCGCUGCCGUUCAAGCUGAAGCCUUGAAGACCAAGUUGUUGUCUGGUUUGCCAAUCAGAAGAGCCGCUUACGGUGUCUUGAGAUUCGCCAUGGGUGCUGGUGCCAAGGGUGUUGAAGUUGUUAUCUCCGGUAAGUUGAGAGCUGCUAGAGCCAAGUCUCAAAAGUACUCUGACGGUUUCAUGAUCCACUCCGGUCAACCAACCAACGACUUCAUUGACAUUGCUAUCAGACACGUCUUGAUGAGACAAGGUGUUUUGGGUAUCAGAGUCAAGAUCAUGAAGGACCCAGCUUCGAACAAGACCGGUCCAAAGGCCUUGCCAGAUGCUGUUAAGAUCUCUGAAGCUAAGGAUGAAGAUGAAGUUAUCCCAGCUCCAACUGUCAAGUCUUACAAGCAAGCUCCAAAGGAAGAAGAAGAAGCUCAAGCUUAAAUUUUAUAGUAAUAUAAUAAUAGGAUUGACUUGCAUUUAC
Messenger RNA from Suhomyces tanzawaensis NRRL Y-17324, 760 nucleotides. RefSeq names its product 40S ribosomal protein uS3 (gene RPS3). Gene Ontology annotation, biological process: translation. NCBI's taxonomy places the organism in Eukaryota, Fungi, Ascomycota, Pichiomycetes, Serinales, Debaryomycetaceae. The transcript has a single exon. The record is from RefSeq and is a predicted model, not a curated record. Gene Ontology annotation, cellular component: nucleus; cytosolic small ribosomal subunit. Bases 1 to 720 code for a protein of 239 amino acids. Gene Ontology annotation, molecular function: structural constituent of ribosome; RNA binding.